Molecule: messenger RNA, 663 nt
Organism: Adineta steineri
Lineage: Eukaryota; Metazoa; Rotifera; Eurotatoria; Adinetida; Adinetidae
Source: the annotation of a GenBank genome assembly
AUGAAACGUCAAUAUAUGGCUGAACAAAAAAAUGCUAAUGAAAAAAGACGACAACAGGAAUUACAUGAACAGCGUCAACGUGAAGAAGAAGUUUUUUCAAAUAAACAAUUGAUGGGUGAUGAAAAAGCUCGUCUAGGUCUUUCAUUUAUGUAUGAUCCACCAGCUGGUAUGGCUAAAAAAGAAGAACAAGAACUUCGACGACCUGAUGGAACAUUAAUUAUUAAAAAAGAUGAACCAAAAUUUGAAUGGCAAAGAAAAUAUAAUGCACCUCGAGAAGUAUGGGCAAAGAAUGAUGAAACAAUUCGAGAUCAACCAUUUGGCAUUGAAGUUAGAAAUGUACAUUGUUUAAAAUGUAAAAAAUGGGGUCAUGUUAAUACAGAUAAAAUUUGUUCAUUAUAUGGUAAAUCUCGUUUAAUGGAAGGUGAAACUGAUCCAGUAAGUCAAUUAAGUUUAACUCAAAGUAAAUCAACAACAAAUGCACUAAUUAAAGAUUUACAUGAUAAAGGUUUUGCAAUGAAACGUAAUAUUGCUGAACAUAUGAUGACUCAUGGUGAUAUUAAUGAUAAUGAAUCAAAAUUUGAAUUAGAAUUUAUGAAACAACCACCAAAAACAACCAAACGUAGUCUUAAAAAACAUCUUAAACAUCUCGAACGAAGCAAUUAA